This is a messenger RNA of Arabis nemorensis, 1020 nucleotides long. The record is from the annotation of a GenBank genome assembly. NCBI's taxonomy places the organism in Eukaryota, Viridiplantae, Streptophyta, Magnoliopsida, Brassicales, Brassicaceae.
AUGUCAUUGUCAAUUCCGAUGACAAGUCCGAUGUCUACUCCGCAAAGAAAAGCUUACCGCGUCAUCUCCGGGCUACUCUCCGGCCCCGACCUUAGUUACGACGAGUUUACCAAAGGGUUUAUCCUCCGACAUCUGGUUGACCUAGUCUCUACUGGUCUUGUGCUACAGUACAAAAUCGACAAUGUCGCCUCCGUAAAUCUCCUUCAGGCAUACGGAUCGAUCCCGUAUCAAAACAAGAAACACUCGGUUCCUGUCACCAUCUGUUUCCCGCAGUAUUACCCUCAUCUUUGUCCUGAGGUCUUCGUGAAUUGCGCAGACGAUACGACAAUCCAAGAAAGCAACUGUGUUGAUUCUUCUGGUGCAGUCUCUCAUGCUUAUCUCGACUCUUGGAAAUACCAUGAAUCCAAUGUCGUAUCACUCUUCAAGGAACUCACCAAAGAGUUCACUGACCAUCCUCCUCUUUGCAUCCCUAAUCUAAAUGGGGUUUUGACACCUGAUCAGAUUACUCAAAAAUAUCUUCUAAGACAUUAUGAUUUAGCAACAUACCUCAAGAAUAAAGAAGGGGGUUUAGAAGCAUUCAUCAAGAAUGUGAAAGAUGUUGCUUCAGCGCAAGAACCUACUUACAGUGACGCAACCAAGAGGGUUAUCCAAGAACAUAUACGUAACCUACACCGUUAUUACCCUGAGAAAGGCAGCGUGGAGUGCGACUUGUCCAAACCUUUGAUCCAGGUACUUGUAAAAACCCCGUAUUGCCAAGAGGGAUGUAGCAAGAACUGGGCCUCUGUCACCAUCUACCUCCCAGUGUCUUACCCUGCUAGUCGUGCUCACGUUUGGUUGGAUUGUCCUAACGAUCAUGUCAUCAAGAAAGAUCUAGUAAGUAUCGCUCCUACUAGUGGUCUCGUCUUUUUCACUUAUCUCCGGAACUGGGAUGAGAAGAAAUCCAAUCUCGUUGGACUUGUCUCGCAUCUCAGCGCCGAAUUCACUUGUCAACCCCCUUUCGAUCGCUGCCAGCAAUUUUAG